This is a messenger RNA of Zingiber officinale, 891 nucleotides long. Its product is annotated as zinc finger MYM-type protein 1-like. The record is from RefSeq and is a predicted model, not a curated record. NCBI's taxonomy places the organism in Eukaryota, Viridiplantae, Streptophyta, Magnoliopsida, Zingiberales, Zingiberaceae. The transcript has a single exon. The coding region runs from base 1 to 891 and encodes 296 amino acids.
AUGAUUCGUAAAGAAGUUGGAGAUAAAGUCUUUUGUAUUCUUGUUGAUGAAGCACAAGAUAUAUCUAAACAAGAGCAAAUGGCCAUUAUCUUGAGGUUUGUGAAUAAUCAUGGGAUUUUGACAGAAAGAAUUUUUGCCAUCAAAAGUGUUAGUGACACUACUUCAUUGAAUCUGAAAAAUGAAAUAUCAAAUGUUCUUAUACAUUAUGACUUACAAGUUAAGAAAAUUAGAGGUCAAGGAUAUGAUGGUGCUAGCAAUAUGCGUGGCGCAUGGAAUGGACUUCUAGCAUUAUUUCUCAGAGAUUGUCCUUAUGCAUAUUAUAUCCACUGCUUUGCUCAUCGACUACAACUAACAUUGGUUUCUGCAGCCAAAGAUGUCAGCGUUAUUUGGGAAUUCUUUUCUCAUUUGGACAAUAUUGUCACUUCUUCUACUAAGCAUAUUGUUGAGUUACGUAUUGCACAAAGAAAUGAAAUUGAACAUAUGUUGGCAAUUGGAAAACGUGAUUCCGAAAGUGGGUCCAAUCAGAUUGGUAGUUUGCAACGGGCAGGAGCUACUCGUUGGAGUUCUCACUAUGACUCAGUAAAAAGCUUGAUAGGUAUGUACGCUGCAACUUGCAAAGUUUUUGAAGUUCUUAGUGACUAUUCUCCAAAUGCAAGAGCUAAGGCUGAAGUUCGGGGAAUUUACAAAAACAUGACAAGCUUUGAAUUUGUGUUCAUUUUGCACUUAAUGCAUAAAAUUAUGAGAACAACAGAUACUCUUUGUCAAAUUCUUCAAAGAAAAUCUCAAGAUAUUUUGACUGCUAUUACAUUUGUCUCUACUACCAAAACUAUCCUUCAAGAACUUAGAGAAUGUGGUUGGGAAGAAUUUCUUCAUGAAGUGAAAGUUUUUUGA